Molecule: messenger RNA, 1167 nt
Organism: Mycosarcoma maydis (corn smut)
Lineage: Eukaryota; Fungi; Basidiomycota; Ustilaginomycetes; Ustilaginales
Exons: 1
Coding region: 1-1167 (388 amino acids)
Cellular component (GO): plasma membrane
Source: RefSeq, a predicted model, not a curated record
AUGGCCAAGAUCGGGUGGUUCGGACUGUUUUACCUUCUGCCCAUCGCCACGUUCGCAUGCUGGACUACGGCUAUCGUUGGACUGCUUGUCAUCUGGGCGGUGCGUGAUCGGUUCCGCGAGUAUGAAUCCGAAGAAGCCUCAGUGGUCUUUAUCUCGGACGUGGGAGCGCAGCACAAGACGUUCUUCAUCAUCUUUUGCUCUUGCACCGCUGGGUUCUACAUCCUCACCACGCUUGCUGAACGACACUUGCGUCACCAACGCCGAAUUCCAGGCUCGAUCCGGAAAAAGCAGACCAUCUUGGACAUCUGCUCGGUGAUCUGCGCUGUCAUUGGUUGCGUCGCUUUGAUCCUGCUUAGCGUCUUUGAUGCAUUCAACCACUCGACGGUUCACUGGAGUAUGACGCUCAUUUUCGUCGUGUUCGUCGCGCUCUCGGUGCUGUUCCAGGUGUUACAGGUGUUCUCGCUUUCGCACGACUAUGACAGGCUGGCAACGCUCAAAGUGAUUGCGAUCAUCAAGGCCAUCAUCUUGUCGUUGGCAAUUGCGGGGGCGAUUGCUUUCAUCAUUUGCUAUGGCAUUUGCAGGGGCGAUGCGCUGCCGGGCAACGACCGCUGCGAUCGGAUUAUUUCUGCAGCAGCAGUCUGUGAGUGGGCGAUUGCCUUCUUGCUCGCCAUCUUUUUCCUUACGUACCUCGUUGAUCUAUGGCCUGCGCACAAGCGUGCCAGGUUGGGUCUUAGCUUGGACGGAGGCUUGGUUGAAAACAAGCAGCUCGCCAAGGAGCAAGGUGUCGACGACAAGCCUACGGCUCCUUACGCUAUCGAUGGUGUUGAAAACAACAACACGUACUACCCAAGUCAGGCUGCUCAGCAGUACCACAAUGGCAACACUGGUAAUGCUGUCUACCCUGCUCCUGCUGUCGCGCAUUCCGUUACGUCUCAACACGGCGUCCAGCCAAGCCCGGCUGGAAUCGCCGCUAUCGAGUCAAGCCCACUCAAUGCUCCUUCCACUUUACCCGGCUCGGAGAGAGGCAGUCUCUACCAAACCCCCAUGACAGAGGCCCGCCCUUACCCCAACAACGACGUCACGCACAGCUUGUACACCAGUGACCCCGCCUACAACACCAGCUAUCCACACCCUACCAAUGCCCCCUCUCACAACACCUUCCGUUGA